GUGCCACAAUCGGUAGACAUUAGCCGUGCAAGGGGCUGAGAAACACACUACAGGACCUGUCAACAAGACUAUGGCCAUGUGGGACCUUCCAUGUAAGAAGAAGACAAGAACAGUAUCGAUGGGCCUACUCGUCCUUACUGGCGUCUUCGUUCUACUUGUUUACAACCUUGGAAUGGUUCCACCAGGAGCGCCAAGUUCGACCUCUACAGACACAAAUCUUCGCACGGUGGAUGUGAUACAAGACGUCUUAGAUGCAAGAGUCACAGAAGAAAGGACAGAAGAUGCCAGCUUUAGCGAAGCUGCAGCCAACAGCACCCAUAUUGACAACUACGUUUCAAACCCACAGUGCAAGAUGAAGACAAAUCUUGUAUUUAUGAAGGUGCAUAAGGCAGGGUCUCACACAACAGCCUGUAUUCUGCAGAGGUUCGGCUACGAACACAGACUCAACUUCGUACUGCCUAAGAAUUGUGGCAGUCCGAGUUUAGGAUUCCCAAGAAGCGUACCAGACUCAAGAGUGAUGAAACAGAACGUGGGUGAUCAUGGGUACAACCUACUGGUACAUCACACUGUGUACGACAGGGUCAAGUUUCACAAGCUCAUGGCGCCGGAUACACAGUUUAUCGCCAUUCUCCGGGAACCGCUCAGUCAUCUCAAGUCAAGUUUCUACUACUUCAAAAUGGGCAAAAAGUUUGGCUUACCGCCCAACUCACUGGGCAGGUAUCUGAACAACCCCUGGCUGUAUGAACGCAAGCUGCGGAAGCAAUCGUCAACAAUGACGAAGAACCUUCAAUCUUUCGUCUUAGGGUGGAAGGACCGUUUCAACCAAGACAGAGACGAAGUAAGAAACUUCAUCUCCCAGCUCGACAGUGACUUUCCCCUGAUCCUCAUCCUGGAGUACUUCGACGCGUCGCUAGUCUUACUCCGACGCCUGAUGUGUUGGUCGUUCUACAACAUUCUGUACGACAGACAUCCCAGGAAUAAACAAAAAUACCGCAAGGCAGUGUCCUACACCGAACAACAACUCCAGAACCAUCGGAACUCGAGCUGGGUCGACUAUCAACUGUACGAUCAUUUCAACAGAAGUCUGUGGAGUAAGAUACAGGCAGCAGGACCGGACUUUCAAGACGAGCUGGAAGCUUUUCAACAGUUAAACCACGACGUCAACAGUUACUGUGCAGGAAAACCUAAGCAGAAGAAAACUUUUCCAGGGUCCAAGUGGAACGGACCGGUGGCAAUCAACCCUCUGUUUUGCGAGGCUUUGAAAAGGGUACGCCUGAAAUGGGAUAAAAAAAUAUGUCAUCGCGCUCGCGCAAAUAGCAAGAAAAAGAAGAAGCACUGAAGGGCUAAGUAAGUCUGAAACUGAUCAAAUCCUGGACGAUUUAAAGAAGCGUUUUCCUGCAGUGGACUGUAAUUACGCGCGGUGAUGAAGAAAAGUGGCGUCCCUGCAUCUAAGGUGGCCGAGUCAAUAAAACAGGGCCAUUACGCGGUGGACGGAGCAGUACUGUAACAGAAGCUGACAACCCUUGUACAAAAUAAGGGACAGUAGCGUAAGAGAUUUCUUAUUAUCAAUGGAGGCCAAUCUAUCUUUCUUCUCUUUUAGAUUUGUUAACCCUUAAACCGCCCAAACCGGAUAUAUCCGGCACACAUAUACAUGCCAUGUGUGCAGCGCCCGGGAUACUGGGAAAGCGUAUUCCCCCGACGUAGCAGCUUUGCGCGCGUGUAGCACACGAACCCUGGAAGUUAGGGACUUCGGCCUUGUUCAGGUGUCUCUUUUCGGGGGUCUGCGGCCAACCCUGGCACUGAUAGCAUUUUAUAGGACUGAAACUCUGGCAGUUAUUAAUAAAGAACAUCAAUUUGAAUAAAUGGCUUUUAAUAGACGGUUCACGUGGCUUUUUGACUUGAUUUUUUGUAGAUCCUGUUCGUAUUUCGUAAAAACAUAUCUGACCCAACAAGAUUACCUGUACCAGGGUGUGCACAUCUUCACAUCACUAACUCCCAAUGAAAAAUCAUUCACAUGGAGUUUUUCCCUCGAAUAUUUGUUCCCACAAGAAAAAGUGUCGCCAGUUGAUCAGAACACCUCCUCUGUCAACACCGCCGCCGGAGUGCUACAUAUUGCGGUGUGCGGAAAACUUUAGAAGAAUGUGGUUAUGCCUUUGUCUGGCAUUCUCCACACUCAAUUGUUUCAAAAGUGCCUUCAAUCAUCUCUGCUAUUCAACAACGUUUAAAGGACAUCUACUUUCAGACAUUCCUACGCGAAAUCCAUAAUGACAACAAAGGCAAAUUCGCAAAGAACAAAUUACGCUCAUACAGACUGUUCAAAUCCACCUACAACGAAGAAGAGUACCUUAGAAUUCCGAACGAACGACAAAGAACUACAAUCACCAAACUGCGACUCAGCUGCCACAAACUCCGUGUUGAAACAGGGAGGCACAACCGCACACCUCUGGAGCAAAGAAUCUGUCAGUUUUGUAACAUGAACAAGGUCGAAGAUGAAGCCCACUUUUUAUUAGAUUGUAGU
Messenger RNA from Branchiostoma floridae (Florida lancelet), 2518 nucleotides. Its product is annotated as galactose-3-O-sulfotransferase 4-like. The transcript is spliced from 9 exons. Gene Ontology annotation, biological process: glycolipid biosynthetic process. Gene Ontology annotation, cellular component: membrane. Lineage: Eukaryota; Metazoa; Chordata; Leptocardii; Amphioxiformes; Branchiostomatidae. The coding region runs from base 71 to 1339 and encodes 422 amino acids. The record is from RefSeq and is a predicted model, not a curated record. Gene Ontology annotation, molecular function: galactosylceramide sulfotransferase activity.